AUGAAGCGAUCGCAUUCCAAGAGUAAACCCGACACAUCAGGCUCAAUGCUCUUGCCAUGGACCGAUAUAGUCUCCACCAAUGAUACGCCCGCUCAACCCAGGCUUCCUGCUUCUCAUUCACUUGCGGCAUGUCACCGGGAGACGAAUUUCGGCUGGGUUGGCGUCUGGCGACGGCGGCGAUUGGACGAAUGGCCCGGGCAAGCUUUUGGCAGAAAGACAUUACCGAAAGAGAGGCGCUCCGGUGGCUCUGACGACGCUUUUCCAACACCUCUUCCAAACCCUGUCGAGGACCUUCUGGCCUAG
Messenger RNA from Letharia columbiana, 303 nucleotides. RefSeq lists its product as uncharacterized. NCBI's taxonomy places the organism in Eukaryota, Fungi, Ascomycota, Lecanoromycetes, Lecanorales, Parmeliaceae. The record is from RefSeq and is a predicted model, not a curated record. The transcript is spliced from 2 exons. Bases 1 to 303 code for a protein of 100 amino acids.